AUGCUCCUUGACCCUAACACACAGGGGACGUCCCAUUUCUUCUAUAUAAUCGUCGGACUUGUCGCCCCGCAGGAUGCCGAUGUUCGCGCUCGUGCCCUUUGCAAGAUGAAGGAGAACCCUCAAACCACGCUAAAGGGCCUUGCUGCCGAAGCUUGCACUUUCUCGACAUUCGUCAGAAUGCCGCACUCUUCGAAUCCUCAAGUCUACCGCAUGUCAACAUCGUGGAUUCGCGAAACAGUCGAAAUCGUGAGCCACCGUCACCUUGUUUUCGAUGCGGAGCCAAUCACUGCUCUAGAGACUGCACAGUCGCGAACAAGAGAUACCACUACUACACGCUCUGGACACAAGCGAGAAUUCUGCAAAAAUUUCUCGAAGAAGAGCGGAAAUCUGCCAACACCGUCACUAUCGCUUCGACUCAUGCUGACGCCGCUGUAA
This is a messenger RNA of Necator americanus (New World hookworm), 435 nucleotides long. RefSeq lists its product as uncharacterized. The record is from RefSeq and is a predicted model, not a curated record. The coding region runs from base 1 to 435 and encodes 144 amino acids. The transcript has a single exon. NCBI's taxonomy places the organism in Eukaryota, Metazoa, Nematoda, Chromadorea, Rhabditida, Ancylostomatidae.